Messenger RNA from Cebus imitator (Panamanian white-faced capuchin), 1836 nucleotides. RefSeq lists its product as uncharacterized. Lineage: Eukaryota; Metazoa; Chordata; Mammalia; Primates; Cebidae. The record is from RefSeq and is a predicted model, not a curated record. The transcript has 3 exons. Bases 1 to 849 code for a protein of 282 amino acids.
AUGGUCAAAGACAGAGACCUCAACCCUACCUGGUGCUGGACAGUGAACUUUGAAGAGCCUGUGCAACGUCCAGACUUAGAUCACUCAGAGAGAGUCCUCCCGCCUGGACACCCCCUGCGCGGCCGCGCCGCCCUGCGCCGGGGUAUCUCCGGUCCAGCGGGACUCGUCAGCUCCUGGCUUCGGAGAGUCUCUCCCUGCGUGUUCGGGGGAAAGGUCUGGCACACGCACAGGUGCAGGCGCCCACCCCUAGGCUUCAGCCUUGCGUGGACGCUGCUCAGCCUGCAGCCCCGCGCCCUGCGGUUCCCGUUCUCCGACUCGGGGACCACCGCCCCGCGCCUACUCAGCGCCCAUCCCCCUGCAGCGCCCAUCCCCUUGCGCCCGCACCUUCGUCGGCAGCGUCAGGGAGACGUCCCAGUGCGCGCCCUUCCUCCGUUCACGCGCUCCAGGGCGGCGUCACCCAGCAGUGCGCGCUCCCGACAGCGCGCGCAUCCUCGUAGGCUGCUUCGGCAGCCAACUGCACCCUCUCCCCGCCGCCGACCCCACUGCAGGGAGCCCACUGUGCGGAAGUGCGCUCCGCAAGCCUCCCGGGCCUACUGGGCGGCGCGGUGCCUGAAGCUGCCUCGCAGGCCGCUGUGCGAGGCCCUCGUGGGGGCCCUGUCGUCAGCACCCGCGGGCGUGCGUUGCGGGCUACAGGCAGCACUAUCCCGCGGGGCAGUCCCAGUGGUUAUUUCUGGGGUCUUUUCCCCAGCGCCCUGGAGCGGCCAUGAGAAACCAGCGCUGCCAGCCUCUGGCUCCAGGAUGCCGUGUACCUCGGUGAUCUGGAGAUGGCCUCGGCUGGGGGCCAGCUGACGCUCCACUUGGCCCUGGAGCAGUCAGUGGUGUCUAUAUGGUCCUCACUGGCCGGCCACCUCUCUCAAUCCCCUGCGCGAAGGAGACUGGGACCCUGAAAGCGAGCAGUCAAGUGAGAGCCAAGGAAGAAAAGGACCUGGCCUUCUGCAGGGAGGGUGGGAAAGCGCUCGCCAAGGACGAGGAGGGACCCGCGCUCCCGGAAAGGCAGGGCGACCCCCCGCUGGGCUCCCAGGACAGCGGGACCGCACAGUCGCCAUUUCGGCGCCUGAUGGUCAGGGGCCUCCUCGCUUCCUUUGCGGCCAGGCCUGGGCCUCUGCAGAGAGACUUCUGUUCUAAGAGCUCGGCAAACAGUCUGAUUAGGAAAUCCCAGACCUCCUCCGUGAGCUCAUGCAGCAAACGCAAUGCCAUCACCAGCUCAUCCAGUUCCAUUCGAGGCUCCCCACCUCUGCAGGGGGGAAACGGCCCAGGCACCCUGGAGUCGCCGUGCCCAGCCCCACCCGGUUCCCAGGCGCAUGAAAAGGAAGCCAGGGAGGAAGACAUUUGGCUAGCUCUUCUUCGGCCCCUGUGGAACCACCAGGGACGAUCGACCAUGAAACAGUUGCAGAUGCUUCCUCGGGGGAGAAACAAAACCUGAGGGAUUGUGGAGCUCCAUCUGAUGGUUCCUGGCCCCAAAGACGCAGGAUUCCUCUGCUGCGGCCCUACAGAAGAAAUGACCCUAUGGCCCUGCCGGCGCUCCCCCAGUUCUGUUAUCGAGUCACUGCGGAAGACCUUGAUUUAGAGCAGAGAGCCGCGAUCCAGUGGAUCAAUUAGGCCUUGAAUGAUGAUGGAGCUGAGAUGCAGACCAAUUAGAUAGCUUGAGGACAACCACAUGACUCCCCUGCAUGUGAGCUGGCCCUCAAACCAGAGCCCCAGUCCAUACCCUGCACGUGCAGUGCAAUAUCCCAUUCCAUGUAGGGCCAUUUUGAUACUUAAAUAAAAUAAUCAUCU